CGGGAUUUAUCAAAAAACCAAUGUCCACCUUGUUUAUUAAACCCAAAAUCUCGCGAGCUACUUCCGAAGAAGAAAAGAAACAGCGAAGAUCAUCGGGCAUAGAAAAUGGAUCAAACCCAGAGAUCAGUGGCUGCGCCUUCAACUUCUCGGUCGUACCAGCUCCUUCCUGCCCGCGUCGCCAUUACCGAUCUUUUCAAUCUUUACUUGGGGAGAGGUGGCCGCCAAAAGCCCGACGAUUCCGCCAGAGAACGCACGAACAAAACCCAGAAGCGUGUUCAUGCUCCAAACAGAGAACUACCCCCUGGAAACGAGCAGUUCCUUUUGGAUUUUGAGCAAAUUCGGAGCCAGUUCGGUGAGCCAGACCAAUUGCGGGUUAUCACAGAGUCUGUCCUGAUAUCUCUGGUGGUGCAGUGUAGCAGUCACGCACCACGUGCAGAAUUUCUUCUCUUUGCUUUGCGUACAUUUCGUAGGAUAAAUUACCUGAACUGGGAUACCUUCUUGCCGGCCCUUCUCUCCUCGGUUUCUGCUGCAGAAGCCUCAGCAGGUCAGAGUGGUCAAGCAGUGCCAACUGUUUCUUCUGCUAAUUCAUCUCAGUCUGGAGUGCCUGUGCCUUCCAAUCCUAUCAAUCCUGCAUCCCCUUUGCCUUCCGUCCAUGGUAUUGGAUCCCCUGCACCAUCAGGAAACGAACCAGCUCCUGGAACUACUUUCUCACCAGUGAAAUCUGCUGAUAUCCCUGGCAAUGGACAGCAAAUUGUGAGGGUCGGUCCAUCAGUUAGAGAUGCUUCUACAAACUUCCGACACAUGAAAGAUGCUGCUAUAAAUAGUCUACGCCAGCUCUGUUGCAAAAUUAUCUUAAUCGGCAUUGAAGUCAAUCUAAAACCUGUUACUCAUACCGAGAUUUUCCAGCAUAUGAUGAAUUGGCUUGUGAAUUGGGAUAGACGAGAACUAGGAUGUGAUGAUUCUGUUGGAAAAUCUUGGAGAUCUGUGAAAAAUCUAGCUGAAUGGUUGCGAAAUUGCUUGGAUGUGAUUUGGCUGUUGGUGGAAGAGGGUAGAUCCCGGGUUCCAUUCUACGAAUUAUUGCGUGGUGGUCUACAGUUUAUAGAAAAGAUACCUGACGAUGAAGCCGUAUUCACACUUAUCAUGGAGAUACACAGGAGACGAGAUGCAAUGGCCAUGCACAUGCUAAUGUUGGACCAACACCUUCACUGUCCGACAUUUGGAACCCAUCGCAUAUUAUCCCAGACAACUGCUAAUGUUUCAGUUGAAACUGUUGCAAACACGCGAUAUUCACCAAUUACAUAUCCGAGUGUGCUUGGAGAACCAUUGCAUGGCGAGGAUCUUGCCAUGUCCAUUCCAAAGGGAAGCUUGGACUGGGAGAGAGCUGUGCGUUGCAUAAGGCAUGCCAUUCGCACUACGCCCUCUCCAGAAUGGUGGAAGCGAGUUCUUGUUGUGGCACCUUGUUACAGAAAUCCUGCACAAGGGCCUACCCCUGGUGCUGUUUUCACAUCUGAUAUGAUUUGCGAGGCAAUCAUUGACAGAAUUAUUGAACUUUUGAAGCUGACCAACUCAGAUGUAAAUUGCUGGCAGGAAUGGUUGGUGUUUUCAGACAUUUUCUUCUUUCUAAUCAAAAGUGGGUGUACCGACUUCGUCGACUUUAUUGACAAGCUGGUUUCACGCCUUACCGACACUGAUAACCAUAUUCUUCGAACAAAUCACGUGACUUGGUUGCUUGCACAAAUCAUUCGUGUGGAGCUUGUGAUGAGUGCUUUGAACUCUGAUGCUCGUAAGGUGGAUACGACUAGAAAGAUACUAUCUUUUCACAGGGAAGAUAGGAAUUCUGAUCCCAACAAUCCGCAAAGUGUAUUGCUCGACUUCAUAAGCAGUUGUCAAAAUCUACGGAUUUGGUCGUUGAACACAACAACUAGAGAAUAUCUAAACAAUGAACAACUUCAGAAGGGAAAGCAGAUCGAUGAGUGGUGGAGACAAGUGAGCAAAGGAGAUCGCAUGAUGGAUUAUAUGAAUAUGGAUGAUAGAUCGAUUGGCAUGUUUUGGGUCGUAUCCUACACCAUGGCACAACCGGCUUGGGAAACAGUUAUGAAUUGGUUAUCUUCAGCUGGAAUGGCUGAGUUACCGGGAUUACAACCAAACGAGAGGGUAAUGAUGAUGCACGAAGUGACACCAUUGCCUAUGUCAUUGUUGUCUGGCUUGUCCAUCAAUGUGUGCUUGAAAUUGGCCCUUCAGAUGGAAGACGCUCUGUUUGUUACCCAGGCUAUUCCUAGCAUUGCUAUGGUCGAGACUUACAUAAGACUAUUGCUCAUUGCACCUCACUCAAUGUUCCGUUCGCUUUUUACUCAAUUAGCCCAAAAGAAUCCUUCUCUGUUAAGCAAGCCCGGGGUGACACUCCUUGUUCUUGAGAUUCUGAACUAUCGUCUGCUUCCACUCUACAGAUAUCAAGGAAAGAGCAAAACUCUGAUGUAUGAUGUUACUAAAAUAAUCUCUGCAUUGAAAGGGAAACGUGGAGACCAUCGUGUAUUCAGACUGGCUGAAAACUUAUGCAUGAAUCUGAUUUUGUCGCUGAGAGACUUCUUCUCAGUGAAACGGGAGGGAAAGGGGCCAACAGAAUUCACGGAAACCUUAAACCGGAUAACCAUCAUUACUCUUGCUAUCACAAUCAAAACACGUGGAAUUGCAGAUGCUGAUCACCUGGUUUACCUGCAAACCAUGUUGGAACAAAUACUUGCAACGAGUCAGCAUUCAUGGUCAGAGAAAACACUGCGGCAUUUCCCUUCUCUUCUUCGAGAUGCCUUGAUUGGACGCAUAGACAAGAGGGGCAUAUCAGUUCAGGCGUGGCAACAGGCUGAAACAACCGUGAUCAACCAGUGCACUCAGCUUCUGUCACCGUCCGCUGAACCUGCGUAUGUUAUGACAUACCUCAGUCACAGUUUUCCUCAACAUCGUCAGUAUCUAUGCGCCGGUGCAUGUCUGUUGAUGCAAGGCCACCCCGAAAACAUCAAUAGCGCAAAUCUGGCACGGGUUCUCAGGGAAGUUUCCCCUGAAGAAGUCACUGCCAAUAUAUACACUAUGGUGGAUGUUUUACUUCACCACAUUCACGUGGAUCUUCAGCGUGGACACGCUCUACAGGAUGUUCUAUACAAAACAUGUACGACUCUUGCAUUUUUCUUUUGGACCCAUGAAAUGCUUCCUCUAGAUAUUUUCCUUCUGGCACUUAUUGACCGUGAUGACGAUCCACACGCCUUGAGAAUUGCGACUACUCUACUUGAAAGGCAAGAACUUCAACAAAGGGUGAAAUUGUACUGUGCAAACCGCGGACAGCCCGAGCACUGGCUUUGUACUCAGGUCUUCAAACGUAAUGAUCUCCAGAAAGCCCUUGGAAACCAUCUUUCUUGGAAAGACAGGUACCCGACAUUCUUUGAUGAUAUCGCAGCACGGUUGCUUCCGGUCAUCCCUCUAGUGGUCUACAGGCUCAUCGAGAAUGAAGCCAUGGAAUCGGCUGACAAAGUUCUGGCUUUGUAUUCGCCGUUUCUGGCCUAUCAUCCGCUCAGAUUCACGUUUGUCCGUGACAUACUUGCAUAUUUUUACGGCUAUCUUCCUGGGAAGUUUGUGGUCCGGAUUCUUAAAGUACUCGAUCUCAGCAAGAUUCCGUUCUCUGAGUCAUUCCCGCAGCACAUAAAUUCUUCAAAUCCAGCUGUGUGCCCGCCUCUAGACUACUUCGCCACGCUUCUGCUCGGUCUUGUGAACAAUGUCAUCCCUCCACUUAGCAGCAGCAGUGGCUGCUCAAGGUCUGGUUCAAUAGCAGACAUAGCAAACAGCGCGGCAAGGCCUCAUGGCAAAACUCCAGGUGCAUCUCAGCCCGGUCCUACAAAUGCCUCUGAGGGCCAGAAAGCAUUCUAUCAAAUCCAGGACCCUGGAACUUACACACAGCUUGUUCUUGAGACAGCCGUGAUCGAGAUCCUCUCACUUCCUGUCUCUGCAUCCCAGAUAGUUGCAUCACUGGUUCAGAUAAUCGUCAAUAUACAGUCAACACUUAUCCAGUCUGGCAACGGUUUCCAUGGGGCUGCGAAUGGGGUUGGGCAAGGUUCGGUUCUGCCAACUUCUCCUUCAGGAGGGAGCACAGACUCUAUGAGUGCAAGUCGAUCCACUCAGGCAGUCCCUGGGAUCAACACAGCCAGCUUCGUUUCCAGAAGCGGCUAUACAUGCCAGCAACUGUCAUGCUUAUUGAUCCAAGCUUGUGGGCUUUUGCUGGCUCAGCUACCCCCUGAUUUUCACCUGCAGCUUUAUAUAGAGGCUUCGCGUGUGAUUAAAGAGACAUGGUGGCUCAGUGACGGAAAGAGGUCAGUGGGUGAACUGGAUUCGGCUGUGGGCUACGCCUUGAUGGAUCCUACAUGGGCUGCUCAGGACAAUACCUCAACCGCAAUAGGAAAUGUAGUUGCAUUGCUUCAUGGUUUCUUCAGCAAUCUCCCACAAGAAUGGCUUGAUGGCACACAUGUCAUCAUCAAGAACCUCCGGCCCAUCAUCUCUGUUGCUAUGCUAAGAGUAGUAUUCCGUAUAAUGGGGCCAUUGCUUCCAAGGCUUGCUAACACACAUACGCUCUUUAGCAAGACCCUAACGCUGCUGUUGAGCACAAUGGUGGAUGUAUUCGGAAAACAUGUGCAGCCAGCAGUGCCUGUUGAAGCAUCCCAUAUUACAGACCUAAUUGACUUCCUGUACCACAUCGUUCACUACGAGGGGCAAGGAGGGGCGGUGCAGGCAAGCAGCAAACCGAGACCAGACGUGUUGGCUCUGAUCGGAAGGGCCGCAGAUUCUUUAAGGCCAGACGUCCAACACCUCCUCUCCCACCUUAAACCCGAUGCCAACUCCUCUGUUUACGCCGCUGCUUCUCAUCCCAACCUCUCCAAGAACCCCACUUGUUGAUUGUGUCCCCAUUUGGGGAACAUAAAAGAUGAACUGAAUAUGGGCGUCCUUGAAUUAAUUAGGACCGAGAGAGAACCUCCCAAGACAGGUCCUGGGUAUCAAAUCCAUGAACUUCAUAUAUAUAUAUAUGUGUGUGUGUGUGUGUGUGUGUGUGGAAUUUGCACUUUUAUUACAUCCCUAGUUGUUACUUGAGGAUUUAUUUAUCGUCUUCACGUUUAGAGUAAGGUUUCUAAUUGCUAUGCAAUGUGUUUUUGCAAUUUGCCUGGUUGUAGUGUAAAUACUAAAUAGUUACCAAAAGGAGAAUGUAUCAGAAUCGUAUUUACGGGUCAGAUCCGACCCGUUUUACAGGUCCACUUGCUACGU
Molecule: messenger RNA, 5295 nt
Organism: Tarenaya hassleriana
Lineage: Eukaryota; Viridiplantae; Streptophyta; Magnoliopsida; Brassicales; Cleomaceae
Product: mediator of RNA polymerase II transcription subunit 23
Exons: 21
Coding region: 106-4932 (1608 amino acids)
Biological process (GO): positive regulation of gene expression; regulation of transcription by RNA polymerase II
Cellular component (GO): transcription regulator complex; mediator complex
Source: RefSeq, a predicted model, not a curated record